Sycon ciliatum is the source of this 2079-nucleotide messenger RNA. Its product is annotated as DNA repair protein XRCC4-like. The coding region runs from base 85 to 1152 and encodes 355 amino acids. Gene Ontology annotation, biological process: double-strand break repair via nonhomologous end joining; positive regulation of ligase activity; DNA recombination. Gene Ontology annotation, molecular function: DNA binding. The transcript has 12 exons. NCBI's taxonomy places the organism in Eukaryota, Metazoa, Porifera, Calcarea, Leucosolenida, Sycettidae. The record is from RefSeq and is a predicted model, not a curated record. Gene Ontology annotation, cellular component: DNA-dependent protein kinase-DNA ligase 4 complex; nucleus; DNA ligase IV complex.
UUUCAUUUACUUCUCUUUCAGAGCUAGCUCUGUUGCAAAUAAGUUACAUGACAUUGUAUUUGUAUUGUUGAGGCAGCACUUACAAUGCGUAGAAAGCUGAAGCGGGUAUCGCCAGCAGGCUACAGCGGCUGCUAUUAUUUACUCACUGAUUGGCGAGAUGCAGACGAAGCCGGCUUCGAUCUGCUGCUGACCGAUGGAAGACAAGCAUGGAAAUGCCAAGUGAGCCGUGACAAUCUGCAUCAGAUGGCAUGUGACGUGGACCGUGAUCUGUUUGACUAUUGUGCCGAGACUCGACAAGCCCUGGCGUCAUCACCAACGGACGAUAGCGACGACUUCGACUUUGAAAUCAAACCGUCCGGCCAUCGAGUUCAGUUAACGUGGAAGAAGAGCAUUGCAGGCGAUGAUGUCAAGUUCAAGUUGGGAAGCCUGCUGCUUGUCGCAUGUCCUGAUUCCGGCGAUGUAGUGUGUCGAAUGUUGGACUUUGAAGUCGACCAGACUUCUCACCUACACGGCACCAUCAAUGACUUGGAGAAUGAGAAUGACCGUCUAAAGCAGCAAGCUGAAGACGUACUGCAGAGAUUGGAGAAGUGUGUUAAUGAGAAGGAUUCGUUGGAACAGGACUUGUUCGGAAAGUUCAAAAUUCUGAUCAACAGCAAGAAGAGUCGAAUACGUCAGCUGAAGCAACAAGUGGAUGAUGCACGCGAGGAAGCUUCACAGGCCUCUGCUCUGGCUGCAAAGCAUGCAGAAGCAGCAGCAGCAGCAUCAAGUGCCAGCGGUGCUGGUGGUGACGAAGUAGAUGGGGAGACUGCACUAAUGAGAGAAGACUCUGCGAGUAGCUCAUCUUGGGGUUCAAGUGCCAGCCGCAGCUUGCCACGUAAGCACUCAGUCGUUGCCAGCACACAGCUCCUGGAGGAUGAAGAAGAAGACUUGACAACGAAGCCGCCAGCUAAACGUCGACGACGGCGCGAAUCUGGUACAGCGACUCGCCAGGCGAACAUUCCUCUUCCACCGUCCAUGUCCACACAACCCACGAGUAGACCAGGGUCAUCGUUACGCAGCAGGAGGACAAUGGCCACUAUUGACGCUGAAGCUGUUGAUGCCGCUGGUGGAGAUGAUGGAAACCAGCUAGAUGAAAUCCUCAAUGACAUGUAGACCAAAGUUACUAUGGCGACAUGUAGACCAACGUUGCCAUGGUCACAUGCUGACCAAUAAACAAUUACAAAACAUGACAGUGGCCCUGGGCCUGGGCUACUCAAGUCUGUUUGGUAUCUUUUCUCACGUUCGCCAUUUUUAUCUGAAGGUGCAGAAUAUUCUUUCAUACGCGCACACAUGCACACAUGCACACACACACACACACACACACACACACACACACACACACACACACACACACACACACACACACACACACACACACACACACACACACACACACACACACACACACACACACACACUACUACUAUUACUACUAUUGACAGCUGCCAGAAAUUGGCCACGCCGCUCCCAAAUGGGAGGUACUGUCAGAGAGGUUAGAGGGGAGGAAGGCAAUGCUCCAAGUGGCGAUCCAGAUCUUGCCGCCUCCGGAACCGUCGGUUGUGGCAAACUUACACACAUACACACACACACACACACACACACACACGCGCGCGCGCGCGCCAGGACUACCAUGCACACUGUGUUGGGUGCCGAUGUGUCCGCAAGCCCCCCCCCCCCCCCCCCCCCCCCCCAAACGAAUAACCCGCAUUGGAGGUCCUUAUAAUUAUGCAUACUGUAUCAACUCGGCAGUUAUUAGAUUGAAAAGCCCAUGAAACACACACACACCACUCUCAUGUUGUUUCAGUAACAAUGUUUUACUCUUGUUUGUAUAGUUGUGUUGUGGAUAGUUGUCGCAGGUCGACCACCGUUAGUUAUGGUGUAGUUUUUUUCUAGCCGUUUUCGCUUUGUGUUUGGAAGUGCAAAUAUUUUGGAAUGCGUUUUAAAAGUCAAGUCUGUGUUGGCUGUACAUCUGAGCUGCAUGUCUCUCCUCUGUUAUGCUGGUGAUGUUAUUCGUUUGCACCUUUUCCAUCCGCUGCCUCA